UAAUCUAUUACGUUUUUCAUAUAAUCGUGGAUGGGCAAUGGAAAAAGAGGAAGAUAUAAACUAAAAAUUUAGUGGGCUAGCAAGCGGUAAAUAAACAAAUGCAAAAAUAUAUGGAAACAAUAUGAUUUGUAGACUGUGCUUAGUUGAAUCCAAAGAUAUUUUGAACAUUUACACCGAGACAGGUGAAAUGGCUCGGAAGGAGGUAUUAAAAGUGGUGGCUCAGCAUUUCCAAAUUGAGAUUCGCUACGAUGAUACUGUGUCAAAUGUAAUAUGUUCAGUAUGUUGGAACCAACUGAACGUUUUUCAAAAAUUUUGGUUAAGUAUUGAAGAGAAGCAGAAGAACCUGAAAAGUCAUUUGCACUUGCCUGAAAUAAAACACGAUAUCGAGGAUGUUGAGGCGGAAUGGCGAAAAAACAAAUAG
Molecule: messenger RNA, 421 nt
Organism: Rhagoletis pomonella (apple maggot)
Lineage: Eukaryota; Metazoa; Arthropoda; Insecta; Diptera; Tephritidae
Product: transcription factor grauzone-like
Exons: 3
Coding region: 122-421 (99 amino acids)
Cellular component (GO): nucleus
Molecular function (GO): zinc ion binding
Source: RefSeq, a predicted model, not a curated record